This is a messenger RNA of Aspergillus ochraceoroseus IBT 24754, 841 nucleotides long. RefSeq lists its product as uncharacterized. The annotation marks the transcript as partial. The record is from RefSeq and is a predicted model, not a curated record. The transcript has a single exon. Lineage: Eukaryota; Fungi; Ascomycota; Eurotiomycetes; Eurotiales; Aspergillaceae.
UCAGAAGGGGGGGGAAGCUGGCCCGAUCUCCUUCAAACCCGUCUAAACAAGUACAAAUCCCCAUCCCAAAUCGCCAUCGCCAUCGCCCUCGUCAACCAAGCAGCAGGCGGAAACCGUAUUCUCGCUGACGGGCUCGGUCCAAACACCCUCAGCAGCAGGCUCGACCGCGACGUGCUGGCCCAUUCGGCCAUAACCCACGCGGUGGUCUUCGAGGACGUCAACGACAUCGGCGUCGCGGAGAGCACUCCGGCCGCGCAAACCGACACCGGGGACCGUCUUCUCGGGGCCUACGUGCAGCCUUACUCGAGCGGCGAGCGGGAAGCGGACCCGGCAGCGCGUGAAUUCGUUUAUUCGGAGCAGCGGGGGUGUUCGAUGGCGUGUUGGAUUUUGAUGCCGUGUUGAGGAAUAGGACGGAGCAGGCUUUGUUGGCGGCGCAGUAUGAUUCGGGCGAUCAUUUGCAUUCGAAUGUGCUAGGGUAUCGGGCUUUGGCUGAUUCUGUGCCGCUGGGGAUGUUUGUUUAGCUGCAGGGUAUAUUCAUAUGUGUGUGUGUGUGUGUGUGUCUGCAUCGUACGGUUAACCCAUGCGUGGUGGUCUCAGUGGAUACGCUGCGAGAAAGUCCAAAUACAGCUGAAAUGGAUAACAGAGCCUGGGUUAUGAUUUCGCUCGCGAUCUAAAAAGUACUACAGAAGUAUGUAUGGUUGGCGAGCUGCCACCAGAGAACGAGAAACUAGGGCUACUUGGGUCAGGAGACGGCGGAGAAUCAGUGGAUGGAAUGGAAGCUUUAUUCACAUCCCAGAAUUAACUCGACUAGACUACUGGAAUCAAGUAUGGACCAUUGUGC